AUGAGUAAGCUAGUUCGUUGGUUGCUCCUUCUCUCCGAGUUUGACCUUAAGUAUGUCACGCACAAAUCUGUCAAAGGAAGAACCGUAGCAGAAUUUUUGGCAGACCCAGUGGAAGGAGAUGAGGCAGUAGAGUACCUAUUCCCAAAUGAAGACAUUCUGCGGAUAGAAGAGAAAACAUGGACAACGUACUUUGAUGGAACGUCUAAUCAGUAUGGUUAUGCGAUAGGUGUGUUGCUUAUUGCACCUGAUGACUUCUAUAUACCCCUAGCCUUCAAACUCCUAUUCAAACUGUCCAAUAAUGAAACAGAAUACGAGGCAUGUAUUGUUGGAUUGGAAGCUGCUCUAGAACUAAGGGCAAUAAGAUUGAAUGUCAUCGGAGACUCAAACUUGGUUGUUUCUCAUGCUAAUAGGGAUUGGAAGUUCAAGGAAGAAAACAUGAAGGCUUAUCAUCAGGCCCUAUAUAUUCUAAUUUUGAGGUUUAAAAAAUUAACGUGUACACAUCUGCUAAGAGAGAACAACCGAUUCGCUGAUGCGUUCGCAGCUCUAUCUUCCAUGGUAAACAUCCCACUUGGGGCGAAGAUGCGUCCGAUUAUCAUCAAAUAG
Messenger RNA from Camellia sinensis, 603 nucleotides. RefSeq lists its product as uncharacterized. NCBI's taxonomy places the organism in Eukaryota, Viridiplantae, Streptophyta, Magnoliopsida, Ericales, Theaceae. The record is from RefSeq and is a predicted model, not a curated record. Gene Ontology annotation, molecular function: nucleic acid binding; RNA-DNA hybrid ribonuclease activity.